Molecule: messenger RNA, 660 nt
Organism: Penicillium odoratum
Lineage: Eukaryota; Fungi; Ascomycota; Eurotiomycetes; Eurotiales; Aspergillaceae
Product: GNAT family N-acetyltransferase
Exons: 2
Coding region: 1-660 (219 amino acids)
Molecular function (GO): acyltransferase activity, transferring groups other than amino-acyl groups
Source: RefSeq, a predicted model, not a curated record
AUGUCUCCACAAUGCCGCAUCCUCCCCGCAACAGAAAAUGACUGCCACGACCUAGCCAGAGUAGAAGCAAUCGCCUUAACAAAUAUCAACACGGAGCCCCAAGAAAACUCCCUCUGGCGCAUCACAUUCGGUCUCCCAACAGAAGAAGGCAUCUCCUUUCGCGCCAAGAACUUUACCGAUCUAUUAAAGAAUAACUCUGGUACCAAGUUCUGGAAAGUGGUGGUACCAGAUGAAAACGAAGGCGAGAAGAUAGUCGCGUGCGCGCUUUGGAGCUUCUUUCAUCAACCUGAGUAUAUUCCUGACUGGAAGGAUAUCGAGUGGCCUGUUACUGCGAAUGCGGAGGCUUGUAAUGAGCUCAUUGGGGAAUUGAAUAUGUUGAAGAAGAGGCAUAUGGAUGGAAUGUGCUAUGGCUAUCUGAAGACACUUUGCACUCUUCCUGAGUAUAGAGGUCGUGGGAUUGCUUCGGCACUUCUCAAGCUUGGGCUUGAGGAGGGGGUUAAGGAGGGGUUGAAGCUGUUCUGGCUUCAUGGGUCUCCUGAUGGUCAGCCACUUUAUCGGAAAUUUGGAUUUGAGGAUGUGGAGGCUAUGCAGAGGGAUAUUUCCAAAUAUGGUGGUGUUGGGAAGACGAAUACUGUUGGCAUGAGAAAGGUAGUUGAGUGA